Molecule: messenger RNA, 4184 nt
Organism: Anguilla anguilla (European eel)
Lineage: Eukaryota; Metazoa; Chordata; Actinopteri; Anguilliformes; Anguillidae
Gene: tp53inp2b
Product: tumor protein p53-inducible nuclear protein 2
Exons: 5
Coding region: 812-1684 (290 amino acids)
Biological process (GO): autophagosome assembly; positive regulation of DNA-templated transcription
Cellular component (GO): autophagosome; nucleus
Source: RefSeq, a predicted model, not a curated record
ACGAUCAGCUGUUUGGUAUGUUCUAAAUUCUGAUCCAAGGAUCAGCUGGGCGCAGCAAUAACAGCAGAAAAAUCUGCAGGAGGAAAACAAGUGUAAAGCUGCAGGUUUUAAGAAAAAUAAGCGGCGAAAAUUCAGUUUUACAUGGAGUAUUUCUUCUGAGAAGAAAGCCUUUUUAUUUUUAUAGUAUAAAAAUCUACCUCAUCGAAAGGCUACCUAAAGCUGUGCUUUAAGAUUUAACUGUUAUUUUAAAUGUUUUGAUCACCGUGUUUACAACUUGAAAAACAUUGCGGAGGCAGCCCCUGUAAGGUAGGCUGGCCGACAAGCAGCUUCGGUGACGUCAAAGUAAAUCGUCAUGCGAUAGCCUACGUACGAGGUCUUGUUUUGUUUGCAAAGCUCCUCCUUCCUCCUACUUCGAGCCUACUUCAGCUGUCCCUCCCACUUUGGCACUCAAGUCCAAGCUGUUACUGAUUGAACUCUGCGUAGCGUAACGUUCGCGUCCCAUCUGUCAGAUAGGCCUUUGCACCAAUAUCAACUGAACCCUUACAUUUGCACUAAGGAAGCAUUUUGGCUCCACUGGAAAUUGUCCACCAACAAGAUCAAGAAGGGGCUAAAGUGUGAGGUGAAGUGAAGAAAGCCAAGGCAACGUGCAUACACCUUCUGCUCUCGCUAGUCGUGGAAAUAUAAAGAAAUAAAGAACCAUUCAAAGACAGAUAAUAGUCAGUUGGGCAGAAUUUUGAAUAGAAAAGGCAACUUCUAUUGAGGACCACCCCAAAUUCCACCUGAUCCCAUCGCAGAACCCUUCAACUCGGCCAUGUUCCAGCGUCUGAGCAGCCUGUUCUUCGGAGAGGUUGAAGAUGCAUCCACAGACCUGAAGGGGCCCAAGCCAUGUGUGACAGAAGCAGAUGAGGAAGGCUGGCUGCUAGUAAACCUGCCUGGGGAAGAUGGCUGGGUAGAGUCGGUGAAAGGCAGUACUGAAACGCCAGCGCCACCAUGUUCUUUGGCACACAAUGAUUGUCUGGUGGUGGAGCCAUGCAAGCCCUCACAGACAGCAGCCCCUCCCCCAUGCAAUCACCGCAGGACUAAAGUUGGUGUGAUGAGAGCAGUAGAACUCUCUUUCCUUGUCUUUCCUGAUGGGUCAGAGGACAGGGCAGUACUCUUUGGCUCCUCCCCUCUCCCGCAAGGCUCCACCCCAGCAUCCCCAGGCUCUCGGAGUGACUGUAGCAGCGGCCCUGAGCGCUGCUGUAUGGAUGAGAGCUGGUUUGUCACCCCUCCCCCCUGUUUCACUGCAGAAGGGGCCACUGCUGAAACCAGCCCCAUGGAAGACCUCCUAAUUGAACACCCCAGCAUGUCCGUCUACGUCUCCCCUAGCAACCUGUCUAUCGUCGAGGAGAGUACAGCCAGCCUGGGUGUCAGCGUAAGCAUGGUGACGGAUCCCGCACCCCCUGCUGUGCAGACCAACGCGCCCCGCAGAGUCACCCGGGGGACGGCCUCACAGGCGGGGCAACUGGGCAAAGUGACCCAGAUGCCCCGCGUGCAGCGGGCCAAGGCGCGGGCCGACCGCCGCCACCUUAGCCGCAACCGCCUGCAGCGGCAGAACCGCGUCCGAGAGCAGGCCCCCCGCCACACCGCUCAUGCCCGCGGCUCCUUCCUGCAUCAGCCGUGCCAGCGUAGCUGCAGCCACUGAGGUGCCUGGAGGGGGUGCUGUUUACACCGAGGGCAUUAUAACUCCCUCACUCACACCCUGUCACCCCCUCUGCACCUUCUCCAGCCCCUGACUCCAUCACAGGCGCCUCCUUUCAUCCUCUCUGCCAUCAAGCCCUCCUUCACACUCUAGGUGGUCCUGUGUUUGUCCACCCAAGGUACCUGUUAGCAUUGUAAUACUAGAAAAAAGACUUACUGUUGCCUGCAUGUCUGUUUCACUCGUCUCUCAAAUGUUAUUCAUUUUCCUUUCCUUUCUCAUUCUCCCGAAGGGAACGCAUUUGACCCAAACACCCAAGGAAUCACUGAAAUAGAUUGAGGCCCCUUUUUUAUUUAGAAAUGAAAUUUAGGACGGCAUUAACUCCCACAUGCUUAAAACAUUUCUUUGCGCUGGGAGCUCAAGAAGGCUUUAAACCUGGGUGUGGAGAGGCUAAAGUUAAAACCUUGUCUUAAGGUGAUCUCUGCACAAGGACAGGCUUUCCUCAAAGACACACUAUGGACAGUUCUGCCUUGGUACAGUGUACGUGCAUGUGUGACUAUCUGAGCAUGUCUACAUAAGUGAUCAUUUUAAUAGACAGGGAUCUUUACAGAAAGGACAGGACAAGGACAUCCAUAUGAAGUAUCAGUUCCUUAUUUGCUUUCAAGUAUGAAUUGAAAAAAUAAUUGUUUAUUUUUUGAUUCCAAAGAGGAAGAAAAUAAUACCGUGGAAUGUGUUAAACUUCCUUUCCCUGUUCCUGGAGCAAUGAAGCAUCUCAGGUCAUGUUUAGUGAAGUCUAUUUAGUUUACCCUGCAAGGAGAUAAUGGACAGAAAUCGGUACUCAGGGACAGGGGAAGGGUUUUUUCUAACACUGAGGGUUAAAGACAUGUAAAGGAAUGUAAGAGCAAGACGAAAACGAAAUUAAAAGGAUGUACAUCAGGGCUGUUCAGCUAUUAGCCAUUUGAUAAUUAAAAAGCAUGUACAAAAUGCAUUAUGCACAUGCAUAAACAAUUGUCACGAUGUCCAGGUCUGCAUCUGCACAGUGUUCACAUACCUUCCACCACUGACAAAAUAAUAAUUAAGACGCAGACAUAUUCUAAGAAUGCAUACAAAUGAACAUAUUGCUUAUUGACAUAUUGUUUGAUAAAUUACUUUUGGAAAAUAUCUGGCUUGUAAGCAUCAUUUUUAAAUAUCUGGCCCUCGUGAAAUGGUAUUUUGAAGAACCCUGAUGUACAUGAUAGUUGAAGUAGAGAACAAGGGAAGGAAAUGUUGUAUGUAAAGAGUAACCCUAUGAACAUCUAAUGACAGUUUUAUUUAAGUGAUAUCUCAUCAAUAUAGCAAUAAUCACAUGCAAUAAAGCAAUUUCUCAAAAUAUGCUGCAGUACUAUGAAAGGAACAUUUGAUCAUUAUAUCUUGCCAUUUGAAGUUCUGACCAUGUAUCAUAACUGUGACUUAAACUUCUUUAUGUUUAGUACAGUCUAUCUCAUUGUAUACUUUUAGACACUUUGCAUAUAGAUGUGAUAAGCAGCAUAAAUGAGAAUUGCAAUAGUGUUUUGCAAGAGUUUUGAGUAUUUUGAAAGAAUGUAUAUACAUUUUAGGGUUCUUGGAGGGUUGUGGGAUGAGGUGUGUUAAGUAAGUUAAAACACGGUAUAGAAGGCCAUUCUUUAUCAUUUUUUCUGAGCAUUUGUACUUUUCCCCAAGAUUAUGGAAACUAAACCUUUAGGCAUUGUAGGGCUCUCUUUUCCCAGUGUCUACUGGUUACAUUGUCUCACUGUGAAAGCCUGUCCUUGUAGUGGCUAAGAGGUUAAGACUAAUAGCGAUUGAUGCCAUUUUUCCACAAAUCUAAGUGCUGCAGUUUGGCCGAGUUCAUGCCAUCACUGUGAAACAUAUACCUUAAGAAAGCAGAGAAAAACCAUCUUCCUCUUUGCGCCUCCCACAUUUGUUCUGUUAAAGCAGUACCAUUUCCAUAACCCGCGUGACAUCAUCACAUUUCCAGGAAAAGUGUCCUACUGAAGCCAAUCCCAUCAUUGUGAAUCAGUAUUAUGAGUGUGCUUGGGGAGGAAGCCAGUCUGUAUGUCCCCUGCCCCUCCGGCUCCCCUUCCCCCCUUCUGUUUUCAUUAUGUCCUCUGAUCAGUGUUAACUUGAUCUGGUCUUUUGGUUCAAACUUGCAGUCUCCAAGGACAGAAUGUUUCUAACCAUGAUGUAUUUUCCCCAUGAUAUCUUUCUUUGAUAGCUCAUCCAAAUGUAACCAUGUCCUCCACUUAAAGAUAUGCAUAUAUUUAUUAAAAAUAAUAGUAACAAAAAAGCCUAGCAUUACGUAUGGUGCUGAAGUAUAUGAAUAUAUAUACUAAAGUUUGUAAAUUGAAAAUAAUUGAUAUAAGUUUGCAUUUUUUGUCUUAUCUUUUUGUGAGUUGAAGUUUUAGCAGUGUGCUGUGUGUUGUUCCUAUCUGAAAUUUGUGUAUGAGAGAUGUAUGCUUUCAUGUACAGGUUAAAAUGUGCAUUUUUAAAA